UGGGUGAUAUGAACGCAGGCUGUAUAGGGUCCAGCUUGUUUCUCACUUUCAGUUCCCAUUUGUCUGGUGAAGUCAGUGCUCAGGGACGUUGCGUUUUUUAGUGAAGCAAGAAGAAAAAGUUAACAUUCAUCAGAAGUUUCAAGAACAAAGAUUCUCAUGCUGCCUUGUUUACAUGAUGGAUAGAUAUGUCAUAUCAUCUGCAUCAGAGGAAAUCAUUCCAAAUGAACCACUGAAUUAUCGACCACCUGCAGAGCUGUACCCUUACCUCAAUGUGGGGGAGCUUUAUGAAGAACACAGAUGGACCUUCCACACGGAGCGCGUGCAGCCGACGGACUUUGAGAAUUCUCCGGUGGGUCACCUCAUCGAGCUUCAGUCUGUGUCUCCUCAACAACUGGUUCAGCCAUACCGCUUCAGCAGUGAGUCUCUGCCCCUUCACCUGGACCCACCAAUUGGACCUCUCUCUGUGUCAACACAAAUCCCACAUUACAACCCAUCCCUGUGCUACCAGUACCAGCCCUCUGCCUCGCCUGGACAUUACUACUCAGAAGAGGAACAAAGAGGAAUCAGUCCCCCGCUUGAGGUAUCAGAAGGGGAGGAUGAACUCGAAGACCACAACCAUUCCUCCUUCAGGAAAGAAAAUAGCAACAAGAAAAAAAUCCGCUUGUACCAGUUCCUCCUGGAUUUGCUAAGAAACGGUGACAUGAGUGACAGUAUCUGGUGGCUGGACCAGGACAAGGGCAUCUUUCAGUUCUCCACAAAACACAAAGAAGUUCUGGCCAGCCACUGGGGUACUCAGAAGGGAAACCGCAAAAAAAUGACCUACCAAAAAAUGGCUCGAGCUCUGAGGAACUACAGUAAAUCUGGAGAGAUUAAAAAAGUAAAGAAGAAGCUAACCUACCAGUUCAGUGAGGAAGUGCUGAGAAAUCUCUAUCUACGUACGUAUCCUCACUGAUGAGGGAACAAAGGCUGUCUUUCAUUACGCUAAAAAGAUUGUGUUUUGCCUGUUUGCAAUUUCAUUUAGUUUUUCUACCAAGUUUUCUUACCUAUUUAUUUGUUAUUUGUUAAGGCAGUGUACAUCCUCUAUGGCAUUUGCCUCUAGCUAUAUAAACUUCUUCAUUUCAGACUCAAAAGUUUGUACGUGUAAAUUUGUGUGUUUGUGUACAAGGAUUAAAGUUUGAUUAAACAUCAGGGACAGUAAAUGACUUUAAAUAAAUAUUAAGUUAUGUUAUUUUUUUGUCAAAAUUACUCAAAUUAACUGAAUCCAUCUUAAAACAAGCACAAAAUAUGUUCCAGCCUACAGCUUAUGUGUGUAUAUUUCAGAGCAUGGUGUGUUAAUAUGUCAUUGUUUUUAAGCCUUAUUAAAAUUGGACAAACAGA
Perca flavescens (yellow perch) is the source of this 1377-nucleotide messenger RNA. RefSeq names its product Spi-1 proto-oncogene a (gene spi1a). Gene Ontology annotation, cellular component: nucleus. Gene Ontology annotation, biological process: cell differentiation; regulation of transcription by RNA polymerase II. The transcript is spliced from 5 exons. NCBI's taxonomy places the organism in Eukaryota, Metazoa, Chordata, Actinopteri, Perciformes, Percidae. The coding region runs from base 173 to 952 and encodes 259 amino acids. The record is from RefSeq and is a predicted model, not a curated record. Gene Ontology annotation, molecular function: sequence-specific DNA binding; DNA-binding transcription factor activity, RNA polymerase II-specific.